Messenger RNA from Cyprinus carpio (common carp), 2542 nucleotides. RefSeq names its product allantoicase. Gene Ontology annotation, molecular function: allantoicase activity. Gene Ontology annotation, biological process: allantoin catabolic process. Lineage: Eukaryota; Metazoa; Chordata; Actinopteri; Cypriniformes; Cyprinidae. The record is from RefSeq and is a predicted model, not a curated record.
UUGUUUGUGCAUUAUCGUUUAGCAGAUUAUGAAACCAAAUGCACAGUAGAGAAGAUCCAUUGUGGAUGUUUUGACCCUGUUGUGGAGCCCAAAAUGACAAGUGAACUAUCUUUUAUAGUGCUCAAACUAAUCUCUGAUCAUGACUCCCAUAAGAAAUGGUUAAAGACGAGAUAUAAACCAGGCCAUCCGGCAGCCUAGAUUGUAACUAUAUUAAGACCCUAUUAAUUGCCAGAAAUCAUAUGCAGAUAGUAUGUUGGUCAAUGUCCUGUAUUAGCUUUAGAAUUAAAAUAAAUGUUAUUUGGGUUAAUCAAAAAAGGUAUUUUUUCCCCCAGCAAAUUAAUUGAGAGAUUGUAUUUUUCUCUCACCAGUGCAAUGAAUGGGCCUAUUUUACAGAACUGAUUAAUGACGUAAAUUUGUAAGCUAACCUGAAAGGCUCAUUUUCUUGAGUUUCCUUCAAUAGAUUUUAUAAAUAAGCUAAAUUAUUUGUUUACCAUUACAUAAUCCCAAUUUUAAAGCACUGUGUUGAUUAAAGCAUUCAGCUUGCCGGAUUGGUCUAGCUAGCACGUCAAUGCAGAUUUCAGAAUCGGUUUGAUACAAAAUUAAUAAUCCUGCUUAUUUGAGCACUGUAAUUUUAAACUGCUGUUUUUCGUGUGAUGGUAAAGAAAUACCCCACCCAAUGUAUGUUAACAAAUAAAUCUUUAUAAUGAAAACGUGUGUGUAAAAUGGGGGUGAAUAUUGUGCUGGGCCAGGACUUGUUCAACAGAGGGCGCUGUUAGUCCAGAGACUCACUGAUGUGGUUGGGGAAAACAGUGUAGGUAAUGGUAGUAACAUUAAUGCAGUAUUAGCAUUAGGAAAUUCAAAAUAGAAACUGUUGGCUACAUUUCCGUCAACUAUAAAUUACUACAAACGACCCACGAUUGUGUUUUGAGAGUCCUCUCUGUGCUUUCAUAAUAUUCGACGUGACUUUUGUUGAUCAAGAUAGUGGACUUCGCUCGGUUUAAGAGUUUGCUUUGGAGAGGGUAACGUUAGUUAAAUAUUACAAGUUAGUCAACCUAUAACGCGGAGAGUUGGCGAUUCUCUCAACAAUUUUCAGCUUGGGUUCUUGUAAAGUUAAAUUCAAAAUUAGCAUAACAUUUAUAAUCUAAUCACAAUAAACAUGGCAAGUCGACCAGUGCAAAAGGAGACCAGCAGCCGACCACACUUCCUACAGUUCAACAACCUCGCGUGCGAAACAGCUGGAGGAAAGGUGAUUUUUGCGACAGAUGAGUGGUUUGCCCCUGCUAGAAAUCUUUUAAAGAGAGACCCUCCAGAAUUCAUAGCCUCAGCAUUUACCGAAUACGGGAAAUGGAUGGAUGGCUGGGAAACCAGGAGGAAAAGAAUUGCAGGUCACGACUGGUGCAUCAUUCAGUUAGGAGUUCCAGGAAUUAUUCAUGGCUUUGAUGUGGACACAUCCUUCUUCACGGGGAACUAUGCACCAUACACCUCCAUUCAAGCUGCGUGUCUUGAUCAGAUGCCAUCAUUCACUCUUGAAGGAGAUCGUACAGGCAUGGCAGCUUCCCCGAGCCAGUUUGAAGCUGUGGCACAGCUUUACUCAGACAGUUGGGAGGAGCUUGUCCCGAUGAUAAAGCUGAACCCGGGGUACUCUGAAUCCUGCCACAACUACCUGAAUGUUACGUACCCACACAGAGUUACCCAUAUCCGCCUCAACAUAUAUCCAGAUGGUGGCAUUGCAAGGCUGAAAGUUUAUGGCAUUGGGAAGACGGACUGGUCCACUGUGUCUAGUCAAGAUCUAGUGGAUCUUGUUGCCCUUGUCAAUGGAGGUGUAUGUGUAGGCUACAGCGAUGCCCACUUCGGUCAUCCACGCAAUAUGAUUGGUCUAGGGAGGGCUGAUAACAUGGGUGAUGGGUGGGAGACAGCCAGACGCCUGGAUCGGCCAAAGGUUUUAAAGGUGAAUGAGAAAGGCAUAUUACAGGUGCGAGGCUGUGAGUGGGCUAUUCUCAGACUAGGACAUCCUGGCAUCAUAAGCAAAAUUGAGGUAGACACCAACCAUUUUAAAGGAAAUUUCCCAGACUCCUGCAAGAUUGAGGCCUGCAGUUUGACCCCAGAUGAAGAGAACAACUUCAUUCAUAACCAGUGGCGCUCUGACAAACCCCCCAAGUGGAGAAUUCUUCUUUCUCCUCAAAAACUGAAGGCACAUCACAGGCAUUUGUUUGCUGGGGAGUCUGUGGUGCAGUGUGGGCCUGUGACUCAUGUGCGUCUGGUCAUAGCUCCUGACGGAGGGGUCAGCAGACUUAGACUCUGGGGUCGACCGGUGUCAAACAACUUGACUCAUCCUCAGCAAAUCUCCAAACUGUAAUGCCAUCAUGUAUUUUCAACACACAACUACAGAAGAAUGAAGGUCAUCCGUUGUGAUGUAAAAUAUUAACACCAUAACAUUAAUAACAACACUGAGGACUGCUAUGGUACAGUAUACAACUGAAUUAUCGUCAAGGCUAAUGUUUCAUAAAACACCAAUAAAAUAAUCUCAUAAUAACUAAGAAAA